Messenger RNA from Aspergillus wentii DTO 134E9, 1026 nucleotides. RefSeq lists its product as uncharacterized. The transcript is spliced from 2 exons. Lineage: Eukaryota; Fungi; Ascomycota; Eurotiomycetes; Eurotiales; Aspergillaceae. The record is from RefSeq and is a predicted model, not a curated record. Bases 1 to 1026 code for a protein of 341 amino acids.
AUGGUACGAUUCGGUCGGGUCAAAAAGAAGCCCAAGGCGGAAAAUACCAAGGCUGACCUGGAUAUGCUUGUGUUACCCACGUCAGAGCCCCCCCGGCCCCCGCGCAUCAGUCUACCCCGUGUGGAAACACGUUUGAAUAUGCAUCAGUACAAUGGAUUAUUUGAUGCUGGCUCCCCGGAGCAGCAAAACGGGUCUGCGCCCACUGAAUCUUCGGAAACCAUGGUUUCCCUCUCCAAUCCUACGAACGGCGAUGCCCCCACAGCCGAAUGGUCCGCCGUCGGGCACGCAGCUACUGGCAAAUCCGGUCGAGUCAUACACAAUCUGCAGGAGGACAUUGCACGCCUGACCCGCGAAUGCAGUGUAUAUCGCUCGCGAGCAGAAGAGACGCAGCGGAUAAACGAGGCCUUCAAAAUACAGGUCCAGAACAUGUCGGAACGGCUCCGUAAUCUUGAACAGGCGAACGAGACAAACCUUCAUUCCAUCUCGCGCAAAGACAGGAAAAUCGAGGAACUGCGGGCGGAAGCCCAGACUGAAAAAGAAAGAAGGAACCAUGCCCAGGGAGAAACAAGUAAAAUCCACCAAAUGAUGGCCGAGGCUCGGGAUGAUUAUAAUCGAAGAUGCGCGGAACUCAACGAGAUGGCCGCCCAUGCGCGAACCCAGUACGAUGUUCUUGCAAAAUCCAACCAGCGAGAACGAGCGGAUCAGCAGAAAAAAUUUAACUCAAUUCGCGACGAUGUUCUUGCUUUGAAAGCGAAACAUGAAUCGAAAAACGUGGAGCUGGAACGGUUAGAUGCUGUCAUGGCCCAGAAGAACCGUGAAAUUGAGACUAGCAGAGAGAAUUUCGAAAAGCUGUUUGAGGACUACGAGGCGUACAAGAAAGCGAACGACGAGGAGCUGAGGGGUUUGAUCGAAAAAGGUCAACAGGGCGAGGCAAAGAUCAACGCUGCUCUCGCCUCGCUGAAGGAAACCGAAGGGCAAAUGAAAUGGGCCAUCCGGAUCAAUGCUGAUGCCAAAGCCUCCGAGUGA